AUGGCUUCUAAAGGUGCCACGCUAGACAUGUCUCGGUUUUUUGGAACGAGGAAGGAGAAGAUUGGAUUUUGCCAAGAUCUCCUCGCAGACGAUAUUCACACAUUAUUUGAAAUAACCCGGGCAUUCUUUAACUUGCCUCACGAGGAAAAAGUGAAAGUCGAACACGCUCCAGAGGCAAAUCCGAAUCGCGGCUGCAGCUAUGUUGGCCAAGAGAAUGUCGCGAACAUCAGCGGGCAUGAGAAGGGUGUAGGCCCGGGCACAACCCGAGAUAUCAAGGAGACUUUGGAUAUGGGAUGCCCUGAUGAUAGUCUGGUUGACAACCUGUGGCUUCUGGAGGAAGGCUUGCCAGGGUUUCGCAGUUUCAUGGAGAGCUUUUACAGCAAGGCUUUUCAGACCGAGCUAAACAUCCUCUCUGCACUCGCCAUAACCCUCGGUAUAUCCGAAGAACAUCUUCGACUGCUUUAUUGUCGCGCAGAGAACGAGUUCCGCCUCCUGCACUACCCCGCCAUACCAGCUUCGGAACUCAGCGAUGGCUUUGCUACUCGAAUUGCGGAGCAUACUGAUUUUGAUACAAGUACUAUGCUCUUCCAAGAUUCGGUCGGUGGACUUCAAGUAGAGGACCAGACUCAACCUGGCGUUUUCCAUGAUGUAGAGUCAUCCGCAUGCACUGACAUCAUCCUGAAUAUUGGCGACUCUCUUCAACGUCUUACCAACGACACUUUCAAGGCAGCCUGCCAUCGUGUUACUUAUCCUCCCACGGUAAAGGCCAACGGCGACGAGAUUAUUCCCGAGCGGUACUCUAUCGCCUACUUCGCCAAGCCAAACCGAAACGCCCCUCUCCUUCCCUUGACGGAGUUCAUUACGGAUGAAACACUUUGUAAGUAUGAUAGUAUUACAGCGUGGGAGUAG
This is a messenger RNA of Aspergillus alliaceus, 909 nucleotides long. RefSeq lists its product as uncharacterized. The record is from RefSeq and is a predicted model, not a curated record. NCBI's taxonomy places the organism in Eukaryota, Fungi, Ascomycota, Eurotiomycetes, Eurotiales, Aspergillaceae. Gene Ontology annotation, molecular function: dioxygenase activity. The transcript has 4 exons. Bases 1 to 909 code for a protein of 302 amino acids.